Pelecanus crispus (Dalmatian pelican) is the source of this 1201-nucleotide messenger RNA. Lineage: Eukaryota; Metazoa; Chordata; Aves; Pelecaniformes; Pelecanidae. The record is from RefSeq and is a predicted model, not a curated record.
GAGUGCUGCAUUGCUGUACCUCUGUCUCAGAUCGUCUUUAUUGAAGAGCAAGCAGCUGGGAUAGGAAAAAGUGCCAAAAUAGUAGUUCAUCUUCACCCUGCUUCUUCAAACAAAGAGCCUGGUCCAUUCCAAAGCAGCAAAUAUUCCUACAUCAAACUUUCUUUCAAAGAACAUGGGCAGAUUGAGUUCUAUAGACGACUGUCAGAAGAAAUCAUACAAAGGAGAUGGGAGAACAUGCCUACUGGUCAGACCAUUCAAGCUAACAAAGAUCCACAGGCAGGAAGAAUAAGGGCUGUAGGAAUUGUAGGGAUCGAAAGGAAAUUAGAGGAAAAAAGAAAAGAGACUGACAAAAACAUUUCCGAGGCUUUUGAGGAUCUUAGCAAACUAAUGGAGAAGGCUAAGGAAAUGGUGGAGUUAUCCAAGUCAAUAGCUAAUAAGAUUAAAGAAAAACAAGGUGACAUCACUGAGGAUGAGACUAUUAGGUUCAAGUCCUAUCUACUGAGUAUGGGGAUAGCUAAUCCAGUUACUCGGGAAACAUAUGGAUCUGGUACACAUUACCACAUGCAACUGGCGAAGCAACUAGCUGGAAUACUGCAGACACCAUUAGAGGAGCAAGGAGGGAUCAUGUCACUUACCGAAGUGUACUGUCUGGUAAAUCGUGCACGAGGAUUAGAGUUGCUGUCACCAGAAGAUUUAGUAAAUGCUUGUAAGAUGCUGGAGUCACUGAAGUUACCACUAAGGCUUCGGAUAUUUGAUAGUGGUGUGAUGGUGAUUGAACUCCAGUCUCAUAAUGAAGAGGAAAUGGUAGCUUCUGCUUUAGAGACAGUAUCUGAAAAGGGUUCUCUCACAGCUGACGAGUUUGCUAAGCUGGUGGGGAUGUCUGUUCUCUUAGCCAAAGAAAGGCUGCUUCUUGCUGAAAAGAUGGGCCAUCUUUGCAGAGAUGAUUCAGUGGAAGGCUUGAGAUUCUACCCAAAUCUCUUUCUGACACAAAGCUAAUGUAGUUUGUGUACAAUUUGUUAUGUAACAGCUGAACAAGAGAUCAGAGGGCAGAACCCCUCCAACAACUGACUUUAAAAUUUUUAUUUUGUUAGUCAAUCGCAACAGUGAUGAACAUUGCAAUGCUUUACAGUUCUCAGGUAUUUCAAGUGCUGAAUCCUCUUAUGUGGAACUGAAAGGAAAUAGGAAUCACUAAGUCAGAAGC